UUCGGGUUUGGAUUGCUUGUUUUUCUUCGUCUUCAUCGUGGUUGCAGUCACUACUACUCCCUCAUCCACCACCACCACCACCACCAGUUCAUCAGAGCACGAUGCCGACGGUGAGUGUUGGACGCGAUCGCCUGUAUGCGGCUCUAGGAAGAACUUACACGCAAGAGGAAUUCGAAGACCUCUGCUUCAGUUUCGGAAUCGAGCUUGACGAUGUGACCACAGAAAAGGCAAUUGUGAGGAAAGAGAAGCAUUUGGAGGAAGAAGAAGCUGGUGAGGAUGAAGAAGUUAUCUAUAAAAUUGAAGUUCCCGCAAACAGGUAUGACCUGCUCUGCCUUGAAGGACUUGCUCAAGCCCUUCGAGUUUUCUGUGGGUUCCAAGAGAUCCCUACUUACAAAUUGGCUGACGUUGGGAAGGACGCAAUGCUCAAAAUGCAUGUGAAGCCUGAGACAAAAAAGAUUCGUGAAUUUAUUGUAUGUGCCGUGUUAAGAGGCAUAACUUUUGAUAAGGCAAGAUACAACAGCUUUAUCGACCUCCAAGACAAGCUUCAUCAAAACAUUUGCCGUCGAAGAACUCUUGUUGCCAUUGGAACUCAUGAUCUGGAUACAUUGGAGGGCCCUUUCACCUAUGAGGCUUUGUCACCUUCAAGUAUUAAUUUUACGCCCCUAAAGCAGGAAAGGAGCUUCAGCGCUGAGAAGCUGAUGGAGUUCUACAAAUCAGAUAUGAAACUGAAGAAAUUCUUGCAUAUAAUCGAGAAGUCUGAUGUUUAUCCUGUUAUAUAUGACAGUAAGAGACGUGUUUUAUCUUUACCUCCAAUUAUCAAUGGUGCACAUUCAGCCAUCACUUUGGAGACAAAAAAUGUAUUUAUUGAAUGCACUGCUACUGAUCUGACAAAGGCGAAGAUUGUUUUAAAUACAAUGGUAACAGCCUUCUCGGAAUUUUGUGAAAACAAGUUUGUCAUUGAACCUGUUGAAGUAAUUAAUUCUGAGGGAAAGUCAGAAAUAUAUCCUGAUUUAUCUGUCUACAAUAUGGAAGUUUCUCUAUCUUACAUUAAUGGACUAAUUGGGGUAUCCUUGGAGGCAGAAGAGGUCACAAAGUUCUUAAACCGGAUGCAAUUGCAUGCCAAGCAGUCUACAUCUGACAAAAAGCAGUGUAACUUUGUUGUAUCUGUACCUCCCACUAGAAGUGAUGUGCUUCACCCUUGUGAUGUUAUGGAGGAUGUUGCAAUUGCUUAUGGAUUCAAUGCUAUUAAGGAUAAAGCAAUAGUAGAUAAUAAAGGCUCAAAGAGACUGGCCGCUUCCUUGACACUACUUCCUCUGAAUGAGAUCAGUGAUCUCAUCAGAAAAGAGGUUACAAUGAUUGGAUUCACGGAGGUCUUGACAUUUAUACUCUGCUCUAAAAAGGAAAACUUUGCCAUGCUAAACCGGAAAGAUGAUAAAUCUAAAGCAGUUAUCAUUGGAAAUCCUAGGUCUUCAGACUUUGAGGCUGUUCGGACUAGUCUUAUGCCUGGCAUUUUAAAAACUGUUGCUCACAACAAGGACCAUCCUAAGCCCAUAAAGAUUUUUGAAGUAGGUGAUAUAGCAAUUUUGGAUGACAAAAAAGAUGUUGGUGCAAAAAAUCUACGACAACUUGCUGCACUUUACUGUGGGGCUAAUGCAGGAUUUGAGAUAAUUCAUGGCUUGGUGGACAGAGUAAUGGAAAUGAAUGGGAUUCCCUUUGUUUCAUCUGGUGAUAUAUCGGGGUAUUAUAUUGAGCGGUCAGAUGAACCUGAGUUUCUUGCUGGAAGACAAGCUAGAAUCGUUUACAAGGGAAAGCAAAUUGGGAUUUUUGGCAUUGUUCAUCCCGAGGUAUUAAACAACUUCGACAUUCCAGAUCCUUGCUCCUUUGUAGAGCUUAACAUUGAAAGUUUGUUAUAAAAAUUAUUUGUUUCAAAUGUAUCCAUUUGCCCCUGGCACCAUUUAAUCAUUGUUCCUUCAAUCUGGGAAUCAAGAUCCUUCACUUCUUGAGCCGCAUACUUGUUCUUGGAAUUUAGGACUACACUAGCUGGGGAGAGGAGUAUGUAACUAAUAUGCCCUAGAUUAGGGGUGUUUUGUUCAUUAUACGAUUGUGUAAUUUUCUUAAGUUUAUUAUUAGAAGCAAUGAGUUGUCUGCUGGGAUAAUUCUAACAUGAAUCAUAGAGCUAUUGUUGAAAAAUAGUUGAUUUCGGCCUUAAAACAAGACAGGAUAUUGGUACGUUUCAAUUGUCUAUACAAGAUAGUAGUCUCAAGACCUAUUGUUUGAUC
Molecule: messenger RNA, 2279 nt
Organism: Lotus japonicus
Lineage: Eukaryota; Viridiplantae; Streptophyta; Magnoliopsida; Fabales; Fabaceae
Product: phenylalanine--tRNA ligase beta subunit, cytoplasmic
Exons: 20
Coding region: 102-1913 (603 amino acids)
Biological process (GO): phenylalanyl-tRNA aminoacylation
Cellular component (GO): cytoplasm; phenylalanine-tRNA ligase complex
Molecular function (GO): RNA binding; phenylalanine-tRNA ligase activity; ATP binding
Source: RefSeq, a predicted model, not a curated record